AUGGUAUCUUUAAACGUUCUCCGAGCCUUGACUUGGUUCAACUCGGCACAGAGCAUCUUAUCCCCCUCACCUGCCAUCCUGCCAACCACGCCAAAGCUGACCGGCGAUCCAUGCAUCCAAGUUGAUGGAGUAUGGAAAAUCACCGAAGACUGCGUUGAUCCUCUCUACUCCCGGUAUAUACUCGACGAUGAGACUCAUGAGACAUUACCGAUCCCUCAUCUUCGAGUCUCAGGACGUUUUGAAGGGACCGCCGUCGACUUCAACAUCUACCUCCCCAAAAGGGGAUGGAAGGGGCGUUUCUUCCAACUCGUCUUUCCACUACAGAACUCAACUGCGUCUGAUCGAGAAAUUGGCUUUGGAGCAGACAGUGGAGGAUAUACCGUUCGUGCGUCUGGUAGGCCAACUUAUCGCGGUGACGCAGCUGCAGCUAAGGUUGGUAUGAUAAUUGCACGGGAGUACUACAAGCCCAAGACCAAUAAGAUCCAUGGGUAUAUCUACGGGGGCAGCGGUGGUUCUCUUGUCACUGUUGGGGCGAUGGAGAAUACUGUAGGUAUAUGGUCUGGUGCCGUGACGCUUGUCCAGGCGGUACCUGUUUCCAUCAAUAACUGGUCCAUCCGUGCUCUCGCAGGUCUUGUCCUUCAGAACAAGAGCGCCGAGAUCGAAGAUGCGCUUAAGACUGGCGGUAGUGGAGACAUCUACUCAAGCUUGAACCCCACCGAGUCAAGCGUCUUUGAAGAAGCCACGGCCCUUGGUGUUCCCAUCAAAGGAUGGGAAAGCUUCUAUGAAACUGGGGCUUCUGAGUCACUUUGGGAAACAAUCCGGAGUGUGUCUGGACCGGCCGUUAUGAGGAUGGAUCCCAGCUACGUUGAUGACUUCUGGAACAAGCCUGGAUAUCUGGGCAAAGAGGAUUCAAGACUUGGUGAGAUAUUCCGCCAGGAGAUGCUGGACUACAAGACCUCCAUCAUCUCUAUACGGUGUGACGCCAGUCAGGUCCCUGUUGAGCUCACCCUCGACACGGCUCCGAAAUCAGCGAGAACUUACUGGCUCGACAUCAAUAUCAUCUCUGCAGAUGGCGAAGUUGUUGGUAAGAUUACUGCCAAGGGUCGCGAUAACAGUAACGACAAGACUAUCACCCUUCACCCGAAUAAUGACCCGGCCCUCCUCUCAAUUUUACAACAGGGGACUAAAGUCCAAAUAAGCAACCGUAUGUUUCUAGCCAUGCACGCACUCCAUCGCUACUCAGUUCCCAAACGCGCAGGAUUUUACGGCUAUGACUAUCUCCGUGACUACGACGGAGCACCCAUCUAUCCUCAGCGGUCUGUGCGUGUGGCAGAGCAGAUUGCAAGAUUUGCAAGUGGUGGCGCCACCUUUUCGGGCAAGUUGAACGGCAAGAUGAUCGUCAUGGAUAACUUGAUGGACAUUGACGCAUUCCCUUGGCAUGCAGAUUGGUACAAGCAACAAGUCAGAAAGCUAUAUGGGGAUAAAGCCGAUGAUAAGUUUCAACUUCAUUACACUGAGAAUGCGGAUCAUCAAAUGGGCCCUGUUGGAGGCUCCAAAAGCUCCAGAGCUGUAGACUUUACAGGCAUUUACGAGCAGCAACUGCGAGACUUGAGUAUCUGGUGCGAAACCGGGACAUAUCCCAGCACUCCAACCAACUAUACCAUACGAAAUGCUCAAGUAGAACUUCCUGCUGCGGCCUCGGAAAGAAAAGGCCUCCAACCUGUCAUAGAACUCAGCGUCAACGGCAAAAAAGACGCCAAAGCUGAAGCAGGCAGCAUAGUGACUUUCAAGGUACGCAUUGAAGUUCCUCACGGUGCUGGAAAAGUCGUUUCAUUGGAGUGGGAUUUUGAAGGGACAGUAAGCCACCCUCACUUAAUACUCACCUUCACCGCUUCGUCUCGCGGCGUUCUUUCUUCCUUUUGCAAACUUGUCAACUUCGACAUGGCAGACCCUCUUUCCGUCGCCAGUGGCGUCGCUGGCCUUGUAUCUCUCGGCCUGACUCUCUGCGGCGGCCUUCACAAUUACUUUACCGCCGUGAAAGAUCGACACCGAGACAUCGAGACAGCCAGCCAAAGCCUCACUCUUUUGCAGUCAAAUAUCUUCAUCAUCCAGACGAGCACACUGAAGCUUGGCCAGCGUCACGCCUUGUCCGCCAAUGGAGUUAACCAAGGUCUGGUUAAUUGCGAGUCGCAGCUCAUGACCCUGCAGCAGAUGGUGCUGGACCUUACUCGAGACGAGGGCCUGAUUGAUAUAAAGGGAAAAUGGAGAAAGCAAGUGAUGGUAGCUCGAUAUCCUUUUGAUCAGAAGAAGUUGUUGCAACUUCAAGACCAGCUUUCCAGGGCCAAUGCGACAUUAAGUAAUUUUGUACAGAACUUCCACCUCGAUAUCAACAUCAGCAUUAGCGAAGAUUUACAGGCUCUGAGAAUCUACACCAAUGAUAACGAUAGCAUAACGCAUGAUAUGUUGGGCACCAUUGCCAGACGACUUGACACUAUCGGCCCAGCUCUUCAACGCACUGAAAUAGAAGUGGCAGCGAUAUCCCGACAGAUCCAAGAUAACAUCCCAGGUACCAGCAGCCGUAAUCCAGACUAUGCUAUAAAACCUUGCUAUUUGCAGAACUCCCAGAAGGAAGGAACACUGAACGAUUCGGGAUGUAUUUGUUCCGAUCCUAGGGCUAGUUCUGUUUGUCGAAAAUCUUCUUAUGUGGAUAGAUCUUGGGGAGGUUUUGUCAUGUCGAAACAAGAGUACUCACGACGGCGCCAUCGCCCUGGUUGCAUUUUCUUCAACCAGUCACUGCAGACGUCAAAGACUACCUUUACAUACCUCGGUUUGCGAUAUUGGCUUGCUCGAAGUUUGUCCUUGUCACUCACUAGAAAUAAUCCUGCUGGGGCAUAUAAUAUGUCCUUUGAGAUACAGUCUCUCAACAUUGUUAAAUCCAAUGCGGCUUUUCAAGCCAUUUAUGACCUUAGAAUGAACUGCGACUACAGGGGGAAGCGAUACAGUGGUUUCGACCUACAAGAAGAUGCCCGGAUCACGAUCAAGAAGCUAAGAACUAUCUAUAGCUCUCGUGCUGCGUCCCCGUUUGACGUAGAUAGAUCUGGGAAUAAUAUCGCUCAUGUGUGUAUGCGUUUCUAUUACAAGUUACUUAAGUGGUAUUCAGGGCACCAAGAAACUUGGAAGGCCAUAUUUGAAUCCAUUCGCUCGCUUCUGUCAUACAUGUUUGACAUCGGGGUUCCUAUCACCGCCUCGAACUUUGAUCAGGAAACAAUUAUAUAUUACCUUUGUGCACCUUACUAUCUAUCAAUCCUUCCUCCCAUAUAUAAUUUCAUCGAAACCCUUGAUUCAUCUUUCUCUCCCGAAGAUGUCUCCAUUAGGGAAGCAGGCGAUCGGAUAAGUUGGUAUCCAUGGGAGCUCAAGUCGCUGCAGAUCUGGGGUGAAUACCCUGAGAUCGCUAAAGCCUUUGGAUUCAACUACGUCUUCCGGGCCAUCAUGCAGCGAGACUGGCAAAAGCUUGCUACUGUUGUAAUGAAUCAGCAGCUUUGUGCAGACAUGCUGGAAAGAGAUGUGUAUGGAGUCACGGCUAGCUCUAUCCCUGACGCUACCGCGGCCUUCCUGUGGGAGGAGCUGCAGUCGCGCUCUGAUGACUUGGGAAAACUGGGGAUUAAGAUCAACUCUGGCCUCAAGCCUUUUCAUCCCAAAUAUUACCGCGGGGGCUUGUUUGAAAACUACCAGCCUCCAGAAAUCUGUUCAUUGGCCGACGAGUUCGGCAUUAGGCCGUCAGACGAAAGUGGUAUUAAGCCUCUUCUAGCACGGAUUACGGUUCUUGAAUCUGGUAUUAGGCAAGAUGUGUUUGGCCGAGACAUUCCUUACCUGAAUUGGUUGAUGAAGCAUGAUAUCGACCUUCAAUACGCGGCUGGAGACUUCCACACGUCGAUAUUGCAUUAUUAUGGAGCAGUAAUUGGGUGGAAGCUAGCUCUUGGCCAUCGCGUCUCGUCAUGCGUUUUGGAGAGCGAAGGAAUCAGUCUGUUGACUAAAGUAUGCAACAGCAAGCUGCAGGCCAAUGUACCAUGUCUCUGCAUUUCAGGUGUCUUCAACCGACCAUUGGCGUCGUUAUUCUCUGGAUUUACGUCUACUGAAUAUCGCUUUCGCCCUUGGGGUGUUAAAACGAUUAGAACCAUUUGCCUCCUUGUGGCUCUGAUUGAAGACAACAUCACAGUUGUUAACACAUCCUAUCUAGCCAGGCACGUUGGGACCUGUCCCCACAAUCUUAUGCACAGAAACGGCUGGGGAGAUGAAGAGGUAGACGAGGAUGAAUGGGCAGAAGUGUUGGACGAAGAUAGGCUUUUGGUGGAAAAGCUUGAUGAUCUCGAUGAAGAAUUCGAAAAACAGUUUGAACUCAGAAAUGAGAAGCGGAUACAGUAUGAGAACAACGGCGAAAUUGACAAGGUUUCCAUUGAAGUAGAGGAGUGA
Messenger RNA from Fusarium subglutinans, 4470 nucleotides. RefSeq lists its product as uncharacterized. NCBI's taxonomy places the organism in Eukaryota, Fungi, Ascomycota, Sordariomycetes, Hypocreales, Nectriaceae. Bases 1 to 4470 code for a protein of 1489 amino acids. The record is from RefSeq and is a predicted model, not a curated record. The transcript is spliced from 10 exons.